Messenger RNA from Penaeus vannamei (Pacific white shrimp), 1314 nucleotides. NCBI's taxonomy places the organism in Eukaryota, Metazoa, Arthropoda, Malacostraca, Decapoda, Penaeidae. The record is from RefSeq and is a predicted model, not a curated record.
GCAGUUGUCGACAAGCAUUAGCACAGGACGCAAGUUCAGAGCACCAUGGUUCCGAGGGGCGCCUUUCUGCUGCUGGCGGUGUCGGCGAUUUGGCUGAGUGGGUGCGUUCGCCCAGCGGCUUCGGAUCCAGUCUUUGCAUGCAGUAGAGCAAGGGGAAUCUGCGUUCCAAAGAAGCUCUGCGGCCAGCCUGUGCCCAACGCUGCUUGUGACAACGAAGGACGCAUAUGCUGCAGAAGAGGUUUCCUAAAGACUGGACGUACGUCAGCGCGUGGAGGCAAUGGCAAUAACAACCAAGACUCUAAGAAGGUCGGAGGGAAGAGAUGUACGGAGAAAUAUGGGACAUGCAGGCACGGCUGCCCAGGUGCUGUGGACAGCGAAAGGAAUUGCCCCGACGGUAAAAUAUGCUGCAAAAAGUCACUCAAGAUAAAAAAUAAAAAACAGAUUAGUGCUAGAGGAAGAGACAACGAUUGUACAGCAGCAGGAGGAACUUGCAAUGACCCUACCAGUGAAUGUAAAGAGAAACUUCCCAUCGAAUGUCCGGAUGCGACUAAAAACUGCUGCAAGAGAACCAAGAACAACACCUGCAAAUCAAAGGGUUUCAGAUGUGUCAAUAAAUGUGGAGGAAAUGUGAAGGAACUGAAAGGUUGUAAGGAAGGGAAAGUUUGUUGCGACAGAGCAAAGAAAAACAACUGCAAAAGUUUGGGAGGAAGCUGUAGAGUUGAAAGCAAAUGCACAGCCGAAGUCCUAAAUCCCACCAGGAAAUGUAGGAAUAAUAAGAUAUGUUGCAAGAAAGGUGAAACCUGUAGAAAGCUGGGUGGUAACUGCAGAAAGGAAUUCAAAUGCAACAAAAACAAACUUAACCCUUCCAUACCAUGCAAAGAUGGUAAAGUUUGCUGCGAAAGAGGAGAAACAUGUAGAAAGCUAGGAGGUAAUUGUCGAAUUCAGUCUAAAUGCAAUGGAAACACGAUUACUCCCUCUAUACCAUGCAAAGAUGGUAAAGUCUGUUGUGGAAAAGGAAAUAAAUGCAAAGAUCUAGGAGGUACAUGUCGAGAGCAAGCCAAAUGCAACGGAGAUAUACUUACUCCCUCUAUACCAUGCAAGGGCGGUAAGGCCUGUUGUGAAAAAGGAAAAAAAUGCAAAGCUCUAGGAGGUACAUGUCGGGAGGAAGCCAAAUGCAACGGAAAUAUACUUACUCCUUCUAUACCAUGCAAGGGCGGUAAGGCCUGUUGCGAAAAAGGAAAGAAAUGCAAAGCUCUAGGAGGUACAUGUCGAGAAGGAAGCAAAUGCAACGGAGAAUAUACUUACUCCUUCUAA